This is a messenger RNA of Vanessa tameamea, 807 nucleotides long. RefSeq lists its product as uncharacterized. The transcript has a single exon. Bases 1 to 807 code for a protein of 268 amino acids. NCBI's taxonomy places the organism in Eukaryota, Metazoa, Arthropoda, Insecta, Lepidoptera, Nymphalidae. The record is from RefSeq and is a predicted model, not a curated record.
AUGGAGAAGAACAGAAAAAUAGCAUUCCUUGAUGUUGAAAUUGGAGUACGUACGGACGGCUCUAUGAGCCAUACUGUCUACAGGAAAACAACGCAUACCGACCGAUAUCUUCAUGCUAACUCACACCACCAUCCUCGACACUUAAACGCUGUAGUAACAUCUUUGACCAAUCGCGCAAACGACCUUUGUGAUGAAGACCACAUACAAUCUGAGCUAGCACACGUUGAAAAGGUCCUACAGCGGAAUGGAUAUAAAGUGGGAAACACAGCUACACGGGAUCAUAAGUUACUGCGACAGUACAGGGUUGAAAGACAACCAGCAUUUAUGCCAUAUGUUAAAGGAGUGACAGAUAAGAUAGCUAGAGUCCUGGGCAAAUAUGCGGUGAAGACUAUCUUCACUCCUUUCAAGAAGAUAGGGCAAAUGUUGCGUUCACCUAAAGAUAGCUUUCCCCUGGAAAAACCCGGAGUUUACAAAAUCGAUUGUAGUUGUGGUAAAUCCUAUGUUGGACAUACGAAGCGUACGAUAUCUUGUCGUAUCAACGAACAUAUCAAGGCGGUAAAAAACAAUGAUACCAAGAAAUCAGCCAUCGCGGAACAUAUUCUGGAAGCCGGGCCGAACCAUUGGAUCGAGUUUCAUAAUGCUCAGAUACUUGCGACAAAACGCCAUUACAUACCCCGACUGGUACGAGAAGCCAUUGAAAUUACUAAAUAUAUCAAUAGGGAAGAUGGGUUUCAACUGUCGAAAGUAUGGAAUCCAGUGACAAAGUUAUGUAAACCCUUGAAUUCAAGGGUUUACACGAUACGGUGA